AGAGAUCGGCUGUGCACAGAGCCAUGUAAAAUCGCAGCAGCCCACAUCAAAGCUUCCACCUUCGACACGCUUCCGUAAAACCAACAGUUACCUCCACGAACCCCCAAAUCCUCCGAUCCAUGCCCAUUACCAUACCCAAUCUUUUCUCUGCAGAUCCCUUCUUCUUAAUUAUGUAUCCAUUCAAUCCUUAAACCAAUAUCCCAAUUCCCUCUUUUUGUCUAAUGGCAUCCCCUUCGCUCAUGGACACUCUUUUUCAACGCACAUUGGACGAUAUAAUCAAGGGCCUCCGCCACCAGCAGGCUGGAGAGUCCGCUUUCAUUUCCAAAGUGGUCGAAGAAAUCCGGCGCGAGAUCAAAUCGACCGACUUGCACACCAAAUCUAUAGCACUUCAGAAACUUACUUAUCUCAAUUCCAUCUAUUUUAUUGACAUGUCAUGGGCGGCUUUUCAUGCUAUUGAAUGCAUAUCCUCUCCCAAUUUCUCCCACAAGAAGGUUGGUUACCUUGCGAUAUCUAUGUCCUUUAACGAAUCCACAUCUGUUAUUUUGUUGAUCACUAACCAGUUGCGGAAAGAUCUCAAGAGUAAUAAUGAGUUCGAGGUGAGUUUAGCUCUUGAUUGCCUAUCCAGAAUUGGUACUGCUGAUUUAUGCAGGGAUCUUACUCCUGAGGUUUUCACUUUAUUGUCGAGUUCUAAGGUUUUUGUUAGAAAGAAAGCUAUAGGCGUGGUUUUGAGGGUUUUUGGGAAAUACCCAGAUGCGGUUAGGGUGUGUUUUAAGAGACUGGUCGAGUGUUUAGAUGGUACUGAUCCGCAGAUUGUGUCUGCAGUUGUUGGAGUGUUCUGUGAGCUUGCUUCCAAAGAUCCCAGAUCCUAUCUUCCCUUAGCACCCGAGUUUUAUAGGAUUUUAGUUGAUUCAAGGAACAAUUGGGUGUUGAUUAAAGUGUUAAAGAUUUUUGCUAAGUUGGCUCCUUUGGAGCCUAGGUUGGCUAAAAGGGUUGUUGAACCAAUUUGUGAGCAUAUGAGGAGAACUGGGGCGAAAUCAUUGAUGUUUGAGUGUAUCAGGACUGUGGUGACUAGUUUUACUGACUAUGAAUCUGCAGUAAAGCUUUCUGUUGCAAAAAUUCGCGACUUUUUGGUGGAUGAUGAUCCAAACCUUAAGUAUCUUGGAUUGCAUGCGCUGUCAAUUAUAGCACCAAAUCAUCUGUGGGCAGUGUUGGAGAAUAAAGAGGUUGUAAUUAAGUCUCUGAGUGAUGAUGAUCCUAAUGUAAAACUUGAGUCUUUGCGUCUUGUUGUGGCAAUGGUGUCUGAGAGUAAUGUGGUGGAAAUUUGCAGGGUUUUGGUUAAUUAUUCACUCAAAUCUGAUCCUGAGUUCUGCAAUGAGAUUCUUGGUUCAAUUUUAUCAAAGUGUUGCCAGAACGUAUAUGAGAUUAUAGUAGACUUUGAUUGGUAUGUAUCACUGCUUGGGGAAAUGUCUAGGAUUCCACAUUGCCAAAAGGGGGAAGAAAUUGAGAAUCAGCUUAUUGAUAUAGGUAUGAGGGUUAAGGAUGUUAGACCGGAGCUUGUUCGUGUUGGUCGUGAUCUGCUGAUUGAUCCUGCAUUACUUGGGAAUUCUUUCUUGCACAGGAUCUUAUCUGCUGCUGCUUGGGUGUGUGGGGAGUAUGUGGAAUUUUCAAGGAAACCAGUUGAACUUGUGGAAGCACUGCUACAACCUCGUACUAGCCUCUUGCCUCCAUCAAUCAGAACUGUUUACAUUCAGUCUGCUUUUAAAAUCUUAAUAUUUUGUUUACAUUCAUACCUCUUACAAAGGGAAAAUAUUGCUGAUGAUAUGGCAUCAGAGAUGCUGGGUUUAAAAUCUCAAGGUGAAUGCUCAGGAAGUUCUGCUUUAGUAGCAGGCAAAGCACCUGCCCGUCAAGAACAGGAUGAAGGGUUCAAUCCAAGGGAUUCAAAUAAAUCAUAUGAAGAUCUUUCUAUUAUAAAUGAAGGGGAUGUAUCUGCUCUUCUGGAGAAAGGUUUCACACAUGAAUCUAUUGUUAACCUGUUAAACUUAAUUGAACUGGCCUUGGGCCCACUAUCAGGAAGCCCUGAUGUUGAAGUACAGGAGCGAUCUAAGAAUGUGCUUGGAUUUGUUGACCUGAUAAAGCAAGAAAUAUCCAAUGGUUUUGUUUCCGAGAGAGCAUCCAAAAUUAUUGACAUGGUGCAUGAUGCCUUCACCGAGGAGCUUGGGCCAGUCUCAGUAAAUGCUCAAGAGAAAGUUCCUAUUCCUGAUGGAUUAAUGCUUAAGGAGAGUCUUGCUGACUUGGACGCAAUUUGUGGAAAUGUACAGUUACCUUCAUCAAUUUCAUUUUCCAUGGGAAGUCCUUUUGGGGAGAGUGUUGGUGCUUCUGUCUCUAUCCCCCAAAGCAAAGAAGAGUCAGAACCAUCAAGUGAGUCCACUUCUUUGCUUGCAGAACACCGUAAGAGACAUGGGUUGUACUACCUACCGUCAGAGAAGAAUGAAACUUUAGCAAAUGAUUAUCCGCCUGCGAAUGACCCUAAAUCCAGUGAUAACACCAAUGAUGAUGCUCAAGAUCUAGUUAAGCUUGCUGACAAAUCACUUCUCCCAAAGAGAAGGUCAAACCAUGCAAAGCCUAGACCUGUGGUGGUGAAGUUGGAUGAAGGAGAUGUAGUACCAUUCAUUGCCAAGAAAUCAGAUACAAGAGAUGAUUUGCUUUCUGAUGCUGUUCGAGAUAUUCUUUUAGGUGUAGAAAAGCCUGAUCUUGGAAAUCCAAGUUCACGAAGAAGCAAACACCGGAGCCAUGGCAAAGAGAAAAGCAGGAAAAGUCCAGAGAAAAAGAAUUCUGAUGAAAUUGGAGAUGGGGAAAAAGAAAAGCAGAAGAGUAGACAUCGCCAUGGUAGGCAUAAAACAAAACAAAGAGCUGAAGGGCCCUUAAAUGUGGCUGCACAAACACCAGUAAUUCCUGAUUUCCUUCUAUAACAUUGAAAUUAUGCAUCAAUGGUCCUGUGCCAAGAAGUUGGUUAAUUUCAUCCCUGUAUUCUACCAUCUGGACUGCUAAGGUUAGUGGUUUUAUUUUAUUUUAUUUUUUGUAGAUUUGGUACAUUAAUUUUUGGUUUCAUUUUGCAUUUUUGUCUUAACAAUUUUAACUCUGGGAUUUGUUUUACAUGUUUCGCAUUGUGAAAAAGAUCUAGUUAAUGAAAUGUAGUUGUUGAGAUUGACAAUUGCAAAGAAGAAAAGGCGAAAAAAAAGGAAAAAUAGUGACAUUCAAUUCCUGUAGCUAGUUGAAUUCUCACUUUUUUUGAAAUUUGAAAUGAAAGAGAUUUACAAAUCUGGUUGUACUGUGAUGCUGAAUGAUGACGAAACUGAUAUUCAAGUCUUUUGAUUACCAUUA
Molecule: messenger RNA, 3381 nt
Organism: Hevea brasiliensis (rubber tree)
Lineage: Eukaryota; Viridiplantae; Streptophyta; Magnoliopsida; Malpighiales; Euphorbiaceae
Product: AP-3 complex subunit delta
Exons: 2
Coding region: 222-2969 (915 amino acids)
Biological process (GO): protein targeting to vacuole; Golgi to vacuole transport
Cellular component (GO): AP-3 adaptor complex; endosome membrane; membrane coat
Source: RefSeq, a predicted model, not a curated record